UCGAUUCCACGGUAACUAUCGAUAAGUACACUUGUUGGCGUACAUUGUGAUUGGCACCGCUGAAACGUGCAGAUUUGUAAUAAACACAAUACAAAAUGGAAUUAAUGCAUGGCGCUUCCCUGCUUUCGAGGCCUGCUGAGGAGUUCGGCAAUGAUUCACUUGUGGAAGAAAUGUGGGCGGCCAAAGCACUCGAACAUGCCGAAGUGCAUUUUAAUCUGCUGACCAGCGUGCCGCCCUCACAGCUGCGUUUGACACCCUACGAUGAUCAAAUCUACGCCACAUUUCGCCAAGACUUUCCAGAUUUGCAGGUGGCUCGACUCAGCGACGAAACUCUCAAGUCGGCAACAGAGAAAUUGAAAUGGCGUCAAUUCGCUGAGAAAUUCAAUAAAAUGGAAGACUACUCCUACGGCACUCUGAUGCGUGCCGAUGCCAGCAAGGAAUUCUCUCCAGACAAUUCGAUAUUCGUGUUUCGUGUUCAGUUCCUAGCCAUUGAGAUUGCGCGCAAUCGCGAGGGCCACAACGAUGCGGUGCACAAGAGCCACCGCCCCACGAAGAAGACGCAAAGCACCGAGGAGACGACGCAAUGAGAAAUACCAUCAGCCUUCGCUGAUUUAGUUUAGUUUUAAAGUUAUUAAAGUGCAG
Molecule: messenger RNA, 642 nt
Organism: Drosophila arizonae
Lineage: Eukaryota; Metazoa; Arthropoda; Insecta; Diptera; Drosophilidae
Product: protein PBDC1
Cellular component (GO): cytoplasm
Source: RefSeq, a predicted model, not a curated record